AUGGCGAUUAGGUGUAAGAAAUGCAAUAAAAAUAUAGGGAGGAAUGAUGAGUAUAUUAACUGUCGGCAAACAUGUGGUGCGAACUAUCACAUAUCAUGUGUUAACCUUAGCAAAUCUGCAUUUUCUUCAUUGAAAGAAAGCAGAUUAAUUAAUGAAUGGAGUUGUGGUCUAUGCAGUACAUCCUCUCUUACGGUUGAUGAUUGUCAAAAAAAUGAGUUAACUGCUUCUAUUCCAAGUUCUGUAACUAGUGACAGUCUGAAUAUACUGCCCGAUACACUAGCAACUAUCUUCAAUGACUUUUCCUCUGCUGUUAAUAAAAACUUUUUCAUACUUAGCCAACAAAUUACCGAUUUAAAAAAUGAAAAUACGAAGCUCCGAGAAGAAAUCUCCAAACUAACUGCAAAGUUGCAUGUUGAAGUCCCUCAGGUUGUCAAUGAUACCGUAAAGUCUCCUUCCUAUUCAGACACUCUUAAAAAUACUACUGCAGUUGUAAUAAGACCUAAGGACGUUACUCAAACCAUAGCAAAAACCAAAUCUGAUAUCAUAUCCAACAUUCAACCUGAUAGUGAACCGGGCAUUGCAAAAGUUAAAUUUAUUAAAAAUGGUGGUAUAGUUCUUAAUUGUGAACAUCCUAGUGAACUCAAAAAAUUAUCUCAGUUAAAAGACUUGAGUGAUAAGUAUGAAAUAAGCGACUUAAAGACUCCAAAACCGAAGCUGCGCAUUUCUGGCAUAUCCAGUGAUAUUGAUGAGCAACAGAUAAUUCCAUUUCUUAUUAAACAAAAUAAACAUAUCUUCACAUCAUCUCCAGCAAUAUCGAACAAGAGUGUAGAUAAAGGAAAUAUAUCUCUCUAUUAUCAAAAUGUUCGUGGUCUCAAUUCCAAGCUGUUGCGGUUCUCCAAUGCUGUAGCUGCCUGUGCCUAUGAUUUAAUCGCACUUUCUGAGACAUGGCUGCACAGUGGAGUUAAUGACAGUGAAGUCUUUGACCAAAACUAUGAAAUCAUUAGAAGGGACAGAGACUUGUUGCGUACCAACAAACAGACAGGUGGUGGUGUGCUUAUUGCGAUUAGAUUGGGACUCCAUUAUACUGAAAUUAAUCUAUCUAACACUCCUUUUAAUAACCUUCACCUUAUUGACAUUGUCUGUGUUAAGAUGAAGAUCCACGUCAUCCUUCUCUCCAUGGAAUUGAGACGUAGCAUUAAGCGAGAAAUAUCAAUAGCUUAUAAUGCAUUUAUCAAGAAUUCUGAAGACAUGAUUAACACAGAUCCGUCAACUUUUUGGGGUUAUAUACGACGUAAAAGACGACACACCGGGAUACCAUCUUGUGUGACUCUUGGUGAUACUGUUGUAACAGGAGCAAAAAAUAUUGCUAAUGCCUGUAACCUUAACAAAGUUAAAUAUGACAAUACAAAUGUGAACAUAAAUGUGUCUAUCAUAAGUGAAAAUGAAGUGCUUGAAGCUAUCAACAGAAUUAAAUCGAACAAUGUUCAGGGUCCUGAUGGUAUACCAGCAUUUAUCAUAAAAGAUUAUUGUUGGAAGCUUUCCAAAAUCAUUCCUGUUCAUAAAGGCAAAAUUCGAACUGCUGUUGAAAACUAUCGACCUGUCUCAAUUCUUAAUAAUUUUGCAAAAAUCUUUGAAUCUUUAAUUUAUAAACAACUGUAUUUUCAAGUAGCCGCUUCAAUUACAGAGCGUCAACAUGGCUUUAUGAGUGGCCGCUCUACAGUUACAAAUCUUCUUUGUGUGACACAGUUUAUCGCAGACUCUAUCGAUUGUGGACUACAGACCGAUGUAAUAUAUCUUGAUUUUUCAAAGGCUUUUGACAAACUAGAUCAUGGUGACAGAAAACAAUAUGUCCAUUGCUGUGGAUAUGAUUCUGAUGUCAUUACUGUUUUAUCGGGAGUACCACAAGGUUCUGUACUUGGUCCGCUUCUUUUUUUAUUGUUCAUCAAUGAUAUCUCGAAUGAAUUAGAUGUUGAAUUUUCUUUAUAUGCAGAUGACAUCAAGAUAUACAAUAGAGAUUGUGGUAUGGUGCAAUUUGAACAGGCUUUUGUUAAAUCAAGAUAA
Zophobas morio is the source of this 2061-nucleotide messenger RNA. RefSeq lists its product as uncharacterized. The transcript is spliced from 8 exons. Bases 1 to 2061 code for a protein of 686 amino acids. Lineage: Eukaryota; Metazoa; Arthropoda; Insecta; Coleoptera; Tenebrionidae. The record is from RefSeq and is a predicted model, not a curated record.